AUCAAACUCAGAACUUUUUCAGUGUAGGCAGGUAAAUAUCUGAAUAAUUGUGUGAAAACUAAAACAUGUCUUGUGGAGGAGCCUCAGAAGUAAAGACUGCUGAUGAUGAGAUUCAGAAAAUAUGCAACGACAUACGAAAGGAAUUAGAAAAAAAAGCUAAUACAACGUUUGAAGAAUUUACAGCUAAACAAUAUAAAUCACAAGUUGUAGCUGGUACUAAUUAUUUUGUCAAGAUACAUAUUGGAAACGAGAAAUAUGUACAUGUUAGAAUAUUUAAACCACUUCCUCAUGUGUCACAAGAUGUAGAAUUAUCAAAUCAUCAACUUGGUAAAUCUGCUGAAGAAGAAAUAGCUUACUUCUAAUCAUUGUUUACUCAUUGUAUUCUCUUCUUAUUAUAUGUAUAAUCUAUAUACUAGUUUACAUUCAUCAUUGUGGGAACAAAAACUGUAGUUUUAAAGCAAACUUAUUUUACAUUUCAUGGUAUGUAAAGAAAAAUCAAUAUUGUGGAAUAUUAUUCUGUGUACAAAUUCUGAUUAAUUACUCAUCAGGUCCAAAAGAUAGCAUUUUUCAUUUCCAUAUUAUUUUUAUCAAAUCAUUAAAUGGAAAAAGUGUAUUUUUAUGAGGUUUAUGUGGAGGGAAUGCUUCAAGGUUCAUUGCAUUUUCUAUACAAAAUCUAACCAGUUCAUUUUUCAUAGGGAAGCAUCCCAAACAACAAGCCUUACAGAGCUUUGGCUAUAAAGUUAAGUAGAGAAAGUUCAUCUCAGUGAGCUGAAUUAAGGUUCAGUUUUAUGAUCUGAGAAUUAAACAUUGGUCAAUUUAAACUGAACUGUAGAUUUGAAUAUAGAUCACUUUCAGCAUCAUCUGUUAGUAGCAACAGACAAUAAAUAACAUGUUACAUUUCUAUUGAUUCUUAGCCAGACAGAAUUAUCAAUUGUGGUUCAAAACUCAAAAAAAGAAUAUCAAUGGCUGUGUUUUUACAUUUUUUUUGUUUACAUAUAAUCAUAUUUUUAUAAUAAAACUAUAAUCACAUUAAAAUGGUUGUUUUUAUAACAAAUAUAAAGGAUUUGGCAAAAAAAAAACAAUGGAAAACUGUAGUAUUAUUAAACAUUCUAAAGGAAUUCAAAGGGGUUCUGAAGCCUCUGUAUGUGUAUAAGACUAUCAUUGAAACUUAAUUUUUAUUUGCAUCCAUUGGAUUUCUCAGCUGCCAGAUUUGAGUAGAUUAUGACAUCACUGCCAUUUGGCUUUUUUUGUAAAUUAUGUAAAUAAAGGCUAAAAAACACCAUUGAGUCCCUUUUAUAUACAAAUAACUAUCAUUAUGAAAAACAAUUGAAUGAGAAUUCAAAACAUAAACAUACAGUCAUAGCUGAUAAUUAUUGUGUAGAGAAGCAGUGUCCAUGGAUUACAUUAUCCUUUUUGGAAUAUUUAUAGAAAUAUUUGUAUUUCAAAAGUAUAGUUAUAAACCAACAAGAUAAAAGCAAAUGAAGUUCAUUAAACAAAGAUUGACAUUAAUUGAAAAUUAACAUUAUCAUAAAUCUAUACAUUGUUGAUUAAACACAGAAAGGAUUUAUUAAAAAUUUCUAAUUUUAUCAAAUAGAUACACAAUACCCCUUUACACAAACAACUGAUAAAGUUUUAAAAUUGUAACUCUCCUGAAUUGAAUCAAUAAAAUCUCAUUAAAAUCACCAAGGAUAAAACAUAAUAUUUAAAAUAAGCAUAGAAUUUUUCUUAAAACAUGCAGCAAUAUAACC
Molecule: messenger RNA, 1748 nt
Organism: Lottia gigantea (owl limpet)
Lineage: Eukaryota; Metazoa; Mollusca; Gastropoda; Lottiidae
Exons: 3
Coding region: 66-362 (98 amino acids)
Cellular component (GO): cytosol
Molecular function (GO): cysteine-type endopeptidase inhibitor activity
Source: RefSeq, a predicted model, not a curated record